AUGCCAGAUGCAGUUCUUGUUGAGUUUGAGGAUGAAGAGGGAAGGUCUGUUUCAGACAGACUACACGUGCCAGUCAGUAUCCUCAGAACACAGCUACAGGCUCUUGCUAAUACACAACUUUCGCUGUAUGUGAAUGGGCAGCCACUGCUGGAGUCUCUUGAUGAAACUCUGAAGGUUGUUGGCAUUUUAUCGGCGGAGGAGAUUGUGAAGAUUCGGAUGUGCGAGGAUGAGCCUGCUGCACAGGCUGCGUUCCAUUGCUCUUCCUCGUUUAGUGGACAUGAAGGGCCUGUGUUGUGUGUAAAGUAUGCAGAUGUGAUUGCCACAGGGGGAGGUGACUCGACCGUUAGAUUUUGGGAUCCACAGACAAAGACACAAAGUAAGAUUGUAAAACAGCACGACCACUGGGUUCAAUGCCUCGAUGUAUCUGCAGAUGGAAAAUAUGUUGCAAGCGGUGCAUUGGACGGAGGAAUUUGCCUGUACACUGCAGAUGGAGAAUAUGUAAGAAGCUUUCCAAAGCAUAAGAAAGGAGUGGUAGUGGUGAAGUUCUACAAUGGGAAUCUUGUUACUGGGUCCAGAGACAACGCUGUGAUUGUGUGGGAUCUAAGCGGAAAGGUGCUCGCAUCGUAUGCACAUUCAAUGGCAGUCACAUGCAUAUGCACUGGAAACGAUUACUUGGCAUCAGGAGGUAAGGAUGCAAGAAUCAAGGUGUACAAGAACAUGAAGUUUUUUGACGAGCUAAGGGGACAUGCACAUGGUAUAAAUGCAAUUGAUUGUAAUGGAAUAUACAUGGUGUCUGGAUGUGAUGGAGGAGAGGUGAUUGUAUGGAAGGACUUUGUGCUUUGCAGACGAAUGAAGCACAAGGCAGAGGUGAUCUCUGUGUCUAUAUCGUCGAACAGGUUGUAUAUAGCAUCUGGAUCGUUUGACAAGACGGUGAAGAUAUGGAGUUUGGACACUGGGCAGAUGAUGCACAGUUACAGCCAUGUGGACUUUGUGUAUAAGGUUAAGAUGAUGAAUGACCUGGUUGCAUCGUGUUCGAAGGACAAGAUGGUCAAAAUGUUCCGAAUGAGCAAAAAGAAGGUGGUGAGUGAGUUUGUGUGUGACUCUGAGGUGUAUUGCUUUGAUGUGAAGGAUGGAGAGCUUGUUUGUGGGACGAAGAGCAAUAGAGUAUACUUCUUCAGGUAA
Molecule: messenger RNA, 1182 nt
Organism: Ordospora colligata OC4
Lineage: Eukaryota; Fungi; Microsporidia; Ordosporidae
Product: WD40 domain-containing protein
Exons: 1
Coding region: 1-1182 (393 amino acids)
Biological process (GO): ribosomal large subunit assembly
Cellular component (GO): nucleolus
Molecular function (GO): protein binding
Source: RefSeq, a predicted model, not a curated record